AUGGAGCGAGUCUCCCUCUCCCUCUCCCUCUCGCUGUUUCUCUCUGUGGAUGAUCUGUUGCGUUCUUCUCCAUGGCCAAUCCCCAAAUAUGCCAAUGGCAAAACUGAUUGGAUUCCACAGAUUGAUUGGUUGAUUAAUAGCCUCGAGAGGACGUCGUCGGUCGGAGGAGUUGGGAGAGGGGAUAUGGCGGACUAUAUGUUGGGUCUGAAUUUGGAUAAGGAUGCACUUGGGAUGCCAAUGAAAAUGCCAAGGUCUUCUAAGAGGCAAGGGGAGACCAUCUGCAAAGGCCACAAGAACUAUGAUCUUAUGCUCAAUUUGCAGCUUGGGAUCAGGCACUCGGUAGGAAGACCGGCCCCGAUUGCGUCCCUCGACUUGAAGCCUUCGGCUUUUGAUCCAAAGGAAAAGGUUUGGACCCGAUUCCCUUCCGAAGGAAGCAAAUACACUCCACCCCACCAGUCUGGUGAGUUCAAAUGGAAGGACUAUUGCCCUUUAGUUUUCAGAACUCUGAGGAAAUUGUUCAAGGUGGAUCCAGCUGAUUAUAUGCUGUCAAUCUGUGGGAAUGAUGCGCUUCGAGAACUCUCGUCUCCUGGUAAAAGUGGUAGCUUCUUCUACUUGACGAAUGACGACCGAUACAUGAUAAAGACGAUGAAGAAGUCAGAAGCAAAAGUUUUGAUAAGAAUGCUCUCUGCUUAUUAUAAUCAUGUGAGAGCCUUUGAGACCACUUUGGUGACCAAAUUCUAUGGUCUUCAUUGUGUUAAACUAACCGGGCCUAUCCAGAAGAAGGUAAGGUUCAUCAUCAUGGGAAACCUUUUUUGCUCGGAAUAUUCCAUUCACCGACGGUUCGACUUGAAAGGGUCGAUUCUUGGACGCACGACAGAUAAGGCUGAGAGUGAGAUUGACGAGACAACCAUCCUUAAGGACCUCGAUCUUAACUUUGUGUUCCGACUGCAGAAAUCGUGGUUUCAAGAGUUUUGCAGGCAAAUCGAUCGGGACUGCGAGUUUCUCGAACAAGAAAGAAUUAUGGAUUAUAGUCUUCUAGUUGGUCUUCACUUUAGGGAAACUUCAGCUGCUGGUGAUUUGAUACCUUCCGGGUCUCGCACGCCUACAGGCGGGCCCGAGAACGAAGUCGCUCCUCGUCUGUCUCGAGUCGACUUGGAUCAGCUUUUCCUAGAUCCAUCCAGAUGGUCGAGUAUCAAAUUGGGCGUAAACAUGCCUGCUCGGGUCGAACGUACGAUCAGAAGAAGCGAUUGCGAGUUCCAACUGGUCGGAGAACCAACCGGAGAGUACUACGACGUGGUUAUGUUCUUUGGCAUCAUUGACAUACUUCAAGACUACGACAUUAGCAAGAAGCUUGAGCAUGCAUACAAGUCCAUCCAAUACGAUUCGACUUCGAUAUCAGCUGUCGACCCGAAGCAAUACUCGAAGCGGUUUCGUGACUUCAUAUUUAAUAUCUUUGCCGAAGACGAGGCCGAACUUUAAAGGAAGAAAAUCAACAAAAUCUCUCAUUCACAUUCUUUCAUUUGUUUUAUAAUAUAGAGCAACAGAUCAUCAUAUCUUGAUAUGUUUUAGUAAAUGAGAAGAAAAUUGAAGCAAUAGAAUUCUGUUUAUGUAACCCAUUGCUGUAGUUUCAUUACAAUUACACACAGAAAAAAAAGUAUAGUCAUUGAUUAUUGGAUACA
Momordica charantia (bitter melon) is the source of this 1679-nucleotide messenger RNA. The record is from RefSeq and is a predicted model, not a curated record. Lineage: Eukaryota; Viridiplantae; Streptophyta; Magnoliopsida; Cucurbitales; Cucurbitaceae.